This is a messenger RNA of Penicillium nucicola, 1566 nucleotides long. RefSeq names its product cytochrome P450. Lineage: Eukaryota; Fungi; Ascomycota; Eurotiomycetes; Eurotiales; Aspergillaceae. Gene Ontology annotation, molecular function: iron ion binding; heme binding; oxidoreductase activity, acting on paired donors, with incorporation or reduction of molecular oxygen. Bases 1 to 1566 code for a protein of 521 amino acids. The transcript has 5 exons. The record is from RefSeq and is a predicted model, not a curated record.
AUGGCGUGGUGGCAUCUUGUUGUCGCGCAGCCAUGCAUCGCCCUCGGCGUGGUUAGCGUUUUCUAUCUGCUUUCCCUGGCUGUAUAUCGACUAUACCUUUCACCAAUCGCUCAUUUUCCAGGACCCAAGCUCGCCGCGUUAACGAUGUGGUAUGAAUUCUACUACGAUUCCUAUGUCGGUGGUCAAUACGUCUUCGAAAUCGCCAAGAUGCAUCAGAAGUACGGCCCGAUAGUACGGAUCAGUCCAUAUGAACUCCACAUUGACGACCCGGAGUACUACGAGGUGUUGUACUCUCGAGAUAAGCCUCGCAAUAAAUCAGUCCAUUUGACCGGCAUGUUUGGAGCGCCCGAUUCUGCGUUCGGUUCUGUCGAUCACCGUCGUCAUCGGAUCCGCCGACAGCCUAUGAACCCGUUCUUCUCCCAGCAACGAAUCAGACACCUGGAGCCAAUGCUCCGUGGGAUGAUGGAUAAGCUGCGCAAUGGAAUGAAGGCCUGGAAGGAAAGAAACACCCCACUGCAGAUGUACCAUGCGUUCAACGCAUUUACUACAGAUGUGGUUGUGGAGUAUUCCAUGGGCGAAUCAUUUCACUAUCUCGAUGACCCCGAAUUCACCCCGCAAUGGUCCAAGACAAUCCAAUCGAUCGUGACGAUGGGUGUGCAACUUAAACAGUUUCGAUGGGUGAUUGGAUUUUUCGAAUUACUGCCACGGUGGUUGGUUGUCAGUCUCAACCCGGAUAUUGGCCCGGUCAUCGACCAGAAAGCAGAAAGUCUCCGACUGGCAAACUCGAUAAUCAACAGUGAAAAGUCCAGUUCUGCCCCCGCAGAUGACAAGGCUAGUUUGCCAAAGAAUACAUUGUUCCAUGCACUGCUGGACAGCAAGCUUCCUGCUGAAGAAAAGUCAGCCAGUCGCCUAAGUCAGGAAAUCUUCACGGUCAUCACUGCGGGCGGAGAAACGACUGCGAAGAAUUUGACAACACUCACUUUUCACCUUUUGAACAAUCCCGACAAGCUACAGAAGCUGCGCGAUGAGUUGAACCGACUUGACCCCGAUGGAACAGCGUCUUUGGUGGAAUAUGAGACAAUGCCCUAUUUGACAUCUGUCAUGCUCGAGGGACUAAGACUCGCAGACGCUAUCUCGACAAGACUUCAACGCAGCUCGCCAACUGAUCCGAUGAAAUACAAGGACUGGGUCAUUCCCCCUGGGACACCCGUUGGCAUGACCGGCAUUUUCAUGCACCAUAAUAAAGACAUCUUCCCCGACUCGCAAAGCUUCAUUCCAGAGCGCUGGAUGGAUCUGGAACAGCGAAAGUAUCUUGAGAAAUAUAUGGUAGCUUUCAGCAAAGGUUCCAGACAAUGCAUUGGUAUCCCUCUUGCCCGAGCUGAGAUUCUCUUGGCCGUUGCUACUAUUUUCCGGGAAUUUGACAUGGAGCUGUACGAAACCACUAUCGAUGAUGUUCGUACUGCAAAGGAUAUGUUCAAUGGCCACCCGAAAGAUGGGAGCCAAGGUGUUCGUGUCAUGAUCAAGGGAUGGAAUGGAAGUUCUGCGACAAGCAAAAUUUGUUCCUGA